UGACGAAAUUCAUUUAGAAAGUUCAGAAAAGGGAGGAAUCGUGCCGACAUGGGAGUGGGUGGUGGAAAAGUACACGUAGCUUAGCAAGAACUAUAAGUAGAAGGGACCGCCGGAGGACGGUCGCAAGCACAGAGAAAAGCCUGAGAAAUGGAGGAAGCCAAAGGUCUAGUGAAGCAUGUGCUGCUGGUGCGGUUCAAGGAUGAUACGACGCCGGACCAGAUCGAAGAACUCAUCAAGGGCUUCGCCAAUCUCGUCAACCUCGUCCCCCCCAUGAAGUCUUUCCACUGGGGAAGGGAUGUGAGCAUCGAGAACGCCCAUCAAGGCUUCACGCAUGUGUUCGAGACGACGUUCGAGAGCACCGAGGGGAUAGCGGAGUACUUACCUCAUCCGGCCCACGUCGAGUUCUCGAAACGGUUCCUCCCCAGGUUGGAGAAGGUCCUCGUGGUCGACUUCAAGCCGACCACCGUUCGUACUUAAAAAUCGAUUCAAAUCGCACCAUGUUCCGUAUAUGUCGUGCUUAAAUAAAAGU
Molecule: messenger RNA, 529 nt
Organism: Rhodamnia argentea
Lineage: Eukaryota; Viridiplantae; Streptophyta; Magnoliopsida; Myrtales; Myrtaceae
Product: stress-response A/B barrel domain-containing protein HS1-like
Exons: 2
Coding region: 148-477 (109 amino acids)
Biological process (GO): pollen tube adhesion
Source: RefSeq, a predicted model, not a curated record